AACAAGGGUCUAAAUAUUAUUCAAAUAAGAGAUUAGGUAAGCCUAAUUUUGAAAACAAAAAUGGUUCAGUUAGUAGAGUCCAAUGAAUUAGUUGAAAAACCACAACUCCACUCAUUCCACAAACUAUAUAUACAGAGAUCUAAUUCAAAGAGUAAUCUCACAAAUUUGUUAUCACACAACACUUCAAAAAUGGCAGCAGAAAGGCAACCUUCUAAGAGCGACAAAAGGAGAGAGAGACAGCCGAUUUCUGUUCCAUUCAUAUGGGAAGAGAAACCCGGGAAGCCGAAGAAAGACUGGAAACCGACUGUACAACCAAUUAAGCACGCUGUACCACCUCCGAAGCUCGUCGUGUCAGUUCCUUUCGGAUGGGAAGAAAAACCCGGCACACCACUCCGUUCCUUUGUACAACCUCCAAAAGAGUCGAAACUUUCACCCUCGUAUGAAAACAGCAUCGUUGUCUAUUCACCACCUCCAAAAUACUCUGACCAUGAUUCCGUGAACUGGAGUCCGAGUUACAAUGAAGGAGAUGGAUUAUCAGACUCGGAGAUCGACUCGCACAGUAUUGAAACAGAAGAUUCGUUCAGUUCAGCAAAGUGUCUCAUGGCGAAUGCUCUGGUAUCAACCAACGCACUUUCAAACGCUGUACCUGUGUACGAAACUUCACUUGCACUGACAACUACUACUACGUAUGGUGGACAGGUGGAGGAGGGUCCCUAUUCAUCGGAUUCUGAAACGGAGAGUACUGCCUCGGGAAGUACGAGCUUGGUCGGGGCUUCUUUCCUGGAGUGGCUAUUUCCUCUGCUAGUGCCGAAAGAUUCUUCUCGUGAAGCAGAUGUGCAAGAGAGAGAAUUCCUGCAUGAAAGGAACUGCAGUCUUGUUAGACGACCUUUGCUGACACUUGGAGAGCUGAUAGUUAUGAGUCGAAGAAGAAGUUGCCAGAGGAAAGUUAUAUCGAUGCCCAAACAGCGGUCCAUGGUAACGAUAUAUGUUCCUUUUAUUAUCUAUUGAACAUAAACCUAUUUAUAGCAAUUUAAUAGAUACAGCAACUAAAAAA
Molecule: messenger RNA, 1054 nt
Organism: Erythranthe guttata (spotted monkey flower)
Lineage: Eukaryota; Viridiplantae; Streptophyta; Magnoliopsida; Lamiales; Phrymaceae
Product: hydroxyproline-rich glycoprotein family protein
Source: RefSeq, a predicted model, not a curated record